GGAACAGUGAUUAAACUCACCUCCCAUGCAUCGCUAUUGUAUUUACCGCACCUUAUGAUUCACGAGGAGUGGUGGUAAACAAUGGGAGAAAAGGGGUAGGACUAGACCUUUGGUGGAGCUAAAAAUGAGUCCUGCGUUCGUUGGAGACUGUGUGAUCGGUUCCGAGUCAAUAGAGCGAGACCAUGGGAUCGUUUUGGGAGAGGCCAUUUGCAUAUGAAAAUCCACCUUUUCUAAAGCACCCAUGAGAUAACAAAACGUUUUAUUGUGUUGGACUGCGAGGAGUAGGUGUUCGCCCAUCUGUAUAUACAGCAAGCAAUGGAGAGAGAGAGAAAUAGCUUAAGCAUGUUGUCAUCGUGCAUGUUAUCAUAAUCUGGGCGUGCAAAUUGAUUAUGAAAUAAAUUAACAGGUUCUUUUGAUUCUUUCUGUGUGGACUGUGUACAUAUGUUGCGCCGUCUUCCAUGCGUAUAUGGAACUCUUACCCAUUGUUGUUUUGGCAAGCACCUGUGUACUGGUCUUCUUUGCCAAUCUGAACCAGUACAUGUUAUUGCCGUAAGCGAAAGUUGGAGGGGGAAAACCUCAUGACAGGACUCAAAGGACUGUGUUUUGUGGCACGACUUUCCUUUUAAGGACAUUCUCUCUGGAACGAUGAGAGGGCGGAUAUUAAGUAUGGAUCGUCGGAGAACCUUCGGGAUAGUAACGUAUGCCUUCUUCGCUGCUACGUGGCGCCAUGUUCAAGCCGUUUGUAAUCCACCCCAAUCCGUUUCUGGUACCCAUCACAACGGAACUCAAGCGGAGUACAAUCCAGGCGAUGUUCUUAUUUUUACCUGUGACACCGGAUACGAAGCAAACUACGACCCACCUACUAUUACCUGCAUCGACAACGGGAAUGACAUACUUUGGAAUCCACCCAGUGUUUCGUGUGAACUAGACGUGAUAUCCCUCGUUAUCGCCAUCGUCGUCGCAUUGGUUGGAAUAAUCUUCUUCGUCCUAGCCAUCAUUUGGUUGAGGAAAAGAAGGGCGGAGAGGGACUCGAGGCGUAUCCGCAAGAAGAGGGCCAGCUCCAACAAAUACGCUAACUAUGAACCCCGAGGUUCGACCAGGGAUGGUAAUGUCAAUCACGGCAUGACUGAGAUCGAGAUGGAUAGCAUGGGUAUACCGAUGAGGGCCAACGGGAGCAUGGUGUCGAGGAAUGGAACCAACGGGCACGGUCCGAAUGGUCUUCUUUGGAGUCCGCCAUCAGCUCGAGGACAAGUCACCAAGGAUGAAGAAUUCGCCGUUCUGCAGCGAAGCCGCAAGUCAUCGGCCACCUCACGGUCAAGCCGGACCGACAACAUGCCCACCAAAACACCCAGCGGCGUUCAUCUCAACCCAAACAUCGGUGACGUCGAAUUUGGCGCGCAGAAUGCGAGCACCUACAACUUCAAGGAUAUUGGAUCGGCAAUGAACGCCAUGGCGCCACCGACGCUGAUUGCAAACUCCAUGGAGAUGUCGCUCCCAAUGCCCGACUCGAUCUCCCCGAGAACAACAGAUGAGAAUGAAGAUAAGGAAGACGACUUCAACGGCCUCUACGCGGCUGUCGACAAGUCGAAGAAGACGAAUGAUAACAACUCAAGCGGCAGCGUGAAGGUCGAGGCGAUGAUCGAAGAAGACGGGUACUCGGCGGUUGGUUCGUCCGGUAAUUUCAGCGCUCAUGAAGAGGCAAUUUCGGAUGAUCCGUACUCGGAGGUCAAGAGGAAUGAUUUAGACGAAGAGGACGACUAUGCCGUUGUAAAACGCGUCGAGGAAACGCCAGAAGAUGUUCCCGAGGCCAAUGAUUUUGGUGGCCUGUACGCAAAGGUUCAGAAGUAAACAAACAUGGAUUUCAAACGACUGCUGAGACGUUUCACAAAAAUGACGAUAAAACUAACUGACGGGAGACGCAGAAAACAGUGUUAUAUUCGGGUUAUUGCUCUUCUUUUUUGUAAAUCAUUUUAUUGUGAGCAUUUAUUCCCCAACAUAUGUCACUUUACAUUAUAUCCGGAUAUUUGCAGAAAAAAAGGAUAUGACUGUUGAAACAGAAACUAUGAAACAGUUCCAGCGUGGAUUAUUAAAUAAAGACUAUGCAUUUGGUGAAUUAAAUUUUCUGUACAUGGUUAUGUCAAAGAACAUUUUAUAUAUUUCUAAAGCAUUUCUAUAAUAAAGCAAGUAUUGUUUAUGCAUUGAAUAUGUUUAUACUAUAGUAUAUGAUAUGGUGAUCCGAAUAAUGAUGUAUUUUGUACAUGUCUGUGUGUCGUUGCCGAUUAUGUUCUGUGACGUUUAUGAAGGAGAAAUUUCGUGAUUUUGCGUAAUUAUGAUUAAUGUAUUAGUUUGUUUUCUUUAUAUCUUUCAGCUGAAAUAUUCAAAUCAAGUAGCCAUCAAUUUUAGUCAUACAUAUGUGCAUGCAUCCUCUUUAUUGAAAUAUAAUUUUUUUUUAAAUAAAAGAUGAUGAUUAUGAUGAUGUUGAUAACAGUGAUACGUUGAUGAUAAAGAAUAUCAAAACCAUUCUCUAUUACAUGUAUUUAAAAUAAAGGCUUUAGAAUAUGCUACACAAUAGAUAAAUGAAGUACACUAAAAAGUAACAAAAAAUAUAUAUGCAGUAUUUGUGAUGAUUACCCGAAUUUUCCCGUUUAUGCCUUUCGUUAAGAGGUAAAAAUGGUGAAUGUAGAUACAUGUGCUUAAUUCUGUAAUGUACAUAAUUGCAAUUAGAAAUGAUAGCUAUCAAACCCUUUCAGAGACAUUUUUUAAUGAUCAAAGAUCUAUGAUUUUUUUAUCUUAAAUGGAGGUGAAGCGGGUUAAUUAUAUUCCCAUUGGUUUCGGGAGAUUAUAUUGGUAUUUUUUUUUCAUCUUGCUGGCAGGAUUUGGUUUUUCUUGGGGGGGGGGGUGGAGGUACGACAAGUAUAAGUCCAUGAACGUUCUUUAUCAGAAUAUUUUGUUCAAAGUAUCGACCAAGCAAAAUCCAUCCAUCCAAACAACAAGUCGGUCUGAAUCAAUGCCGGAGGAAGAAAAAACAUCACUCUCGGAAUUCUUUUUAGCCAGCAUAUAUAAGUUCCAGACUUCCAGCCAACUGUUGAUUAAGAAGUACCCGAUUUCAUUGGGCAUCAAAUUUUGUUUUAAUCAACAGUUCACAUGUGCAUAUUUAAACCAACUAUUAGCUGCUAAAACAGUUUCAGACAGUGUGGCUGUUGAAUGCAAAUUUGAUUUGAUAUUCAUUAAAAGAUUUGUGCCCAUCUUUCAAAGUUUUUUUUUUAUUAAUAUCGAGUAGGAAAAACCAGUGACAAAAUCACCUACAAUUCGGAUGUCAUGCGGGAUGUCAUGUCAAAUCAUGUUAGCUAAAUAUGACAAACAUUGAAAAUUUGUCAUUGUGGUCCGUCAGCGUGAUCCGCUUGCUUGGGUAUAUAUGCAUAUACCUUUACAACAAAUUCUGGCUUUGUUGGCUUGCCAUAACAAGGCUGAUCCAAAAGUGCAGGUCCAGAUAUGCAUGAGAGGGAUAUUUGCAAAUCUGCCGUCCUUAGUAUUAUCCUAAGCCGCUCUGCUGCAUAGUAAUCAAACGAUUGCCCAUUAUCUUACAAAGCAGACUAAUGUUUAGCCUUAUUGUCAUGGCCUGCUAAAAUAUGAAAAUCCAAAGUUAUAGUCCUACUAUACUGUCAUUGUCAGGUACAUCAAUUUUGACCUUGGGAGUGUUUCAUGAAAAGGUUAGUGAUUUUUAUCGAUAGAUGUUAUCAGCUAUUGUAAGUCCUCGCAUUUGAUUCUUCCUCUUUGUCUUCUUUUUGCUUGCAAUCAGCCAGAAAUGACUAUUUUAAAAAUUGGACUAUGGACAAAGCAGUCUUCUUACAAUUCAUGAAAAGCUCCAAUGAUUAAGCUAUUUGUUUACGGAUACACAAUGUAAAUCCCAGACUUUUAAAUGUCUUCCAUUUAGAUGAAAGACUUUGUUUAUUUCUGUAUGGCUUAUGCAUGUGGCAGCCAAUACAGACUUUUGUGGGUAUAGGCCUAUUGUAUAAUUAUACAUACCAUGUGUGUAGUAUAUAACACAGAGUUACUGAUGUUAAUAGAGCUCUGUGAUAUUUCAAAGUUUCGUAUUUAUUCACCUCUCAAUCUUAGCUUCUCGUUUCCACUCUUCAACAUAAUAUAGAAAUGUUACAAGGUGCUAUCGUUGCAGACAUCAUUUGUAAUUUAAAAGAAAGAUGGGACCAACUUCGGUACACUGAGGUACUCCUGUAUCACUGAAUUUUGAUUCUGAUAGCUUAUCAUUAUGCCCUUAAAGGUGUUGACGACAAUAUGAGAAGUGAAUUACCAUUGAAAUUACACAAGUUCGAUCAUAUGAUUCGAUCGAUGAAAUUCCAUCAUUGAGGUGAUAAAACCUUUUGAAAGCAUCGUCGGUAUACGCCUUCAAUUGUUUAUUGUUUUAGGUUCAUCACCAUUACUAAAUAAUUCAUGCAAAAGCCCUCUUUGAUAGUUAUUUAGCUGUCUGUUUGAUUUCCAAAUUGAUUUGAAGUAUAUUAGGAGCAUGUCUGUCCAAAACAAAUUCCCACGGCAUAUGCAAUGUUUCCGCAAUCUUCGCAAGAUAUUAAGUUAGUGUGAUUGGUCCUAAAGCAUUGAUUGAUUCCCAUGAUUGCCUUGUCUUUGGUCGCCGAGAAGGGCCAACGUUGUCCACCAUGCAGUAUCAAUUGAUGACAAUGUUACCAUAAUUGUUUUUGUACCACGGAGACUAAUACAUUACCAAAGGUAAAAAAAGUAAUAUUUUUGCGAAUGACCAUUAUUCUAAUUUUUGUUUAAAUUGUCAUAUUCGCAGUUUUAAAAGGAUAAUGGUCAUUACACGAUAGAUGCCUUCUAAUAGACUAAUUUUCUUAACUUUUCGUGGUAUAUAUAUAUAUAUAUACCUUUUAUAGUUUAAUGAUGGCUAUUUGAUUUUAUCAGAAAUGGUCAUUUAUUUCAUUAGCAAUAAUCGUGGUCUGGAGUUGUUAAGAGUUAAGGUUUACAUAAAGAUGUCUCCGUUUUAUUUGGCGCAUAAUGACAAGGCUCGUAAUCAGAAUAUUGCAUUAUGGUUAGGGAACCAUAACCAUUAUGACUGUUGUUGAUGCUUUUCAGAAUUUCUGUGGCACAUUGCCUUUGAAAGUAUAUGACUGGAAGGCUCCACUGGCAUUCCUUCACGCAUGUACAAUGUACAAGACAAUGAAAAUUUAGUCUCGGUCAAAUUAAAUUUCUGUUAAGUACUGAUUAAUAUCAUUGAUGCUAUUGAAAAUAUUAAAGUUUAUCGUUUUAUCAAACAAUGAUAUUUUAUACUCUUACGAAAUUCCAGAGCUUAUGUGUUAUCAUGGGGACGUUUACGUGAAUUCUAUUUAGAGUGCUGCCUGAUUGGUAUAUAUAUUUGAAUAAAAUCGCUUUUUAUAAUAAAUUCA
Messenger RNA from Lytechinus variegatus (green sea urchin), 5414 nucleotides. RefSeq lists its product as uncharacterized. The coding region runs from base 646 to 1848 and encodes 400 amino acids. The transcript is spliced from 5 exons. NCBI's taxonomy places the organism in Eukaryota, Metazoa, Echinodermata, Echinoidea, Temnopleuroida, Toxopneustidae. The record is from RefSeq and is a predicted model, not a curated record.